This is a messenger RNA of Penaeus monodon (black tiger shrimp), 3453 nucleotides long. Its product is annotated as basic proline-rich protein-like. The record is from RefSeq and is a predicted model, not a curated record. NCBI's taxonomy places the organism in Eukaryota, Metazoa, Arthropoda, Malacostraca, Decapoda, Penaeidae. The transcript has 5 exons. Bases 1 to 3453 code for a protein of 1150 amino acids.
AUGCAGUUUAAUGUAAGCGUCGUUACACAAGACGGAGAUGUUGGGAUCCGAUACCCUCUUCUCCUUCCAGAACACUCAAGCAAGCGGAACACUCAAGCAAGCGGAACACUCAAGCAAGCGGAACACUCAAGCAAGCGGAACACUCAAGCAAGCGGAACACUCAAGCAAGCUGAACACUCAAGCAAGCAGAACACUCAAGCAAGCAGAACACUCAAGCAAGCAGAACACUCAAGCAAGCGGAACACUCAAGCAAGCGGAACACUCAAGCAAGCGGAACACUCAAGCAAGCGGAACACUCAAGCAAGCGGAACACUCAAGCAAGCGGAACACUCAAGCAAGCAGAACACUCAAGUAAGCGGAACACUCAAGCAAGCGGAACACUCAAGCAAGCGGAACACUCAAGCAAGCGGAACACCCAAGCAAGCGGAACAAUCAAGCAAGCGGAACACUCAAGCAAGCGGAACACUCAAGCAAGCGGAACACUCAAGCAAGCAGAACACUCUAGCAAGCGGAACACUCAAGCAAGCGGAACACUCAAGCAAGCAGAACACUCAAGCAAGCGGAACACUCAAGCAAGCAGAACACUCAAGCAAGCUGAACACUCAAGCAAGCGGAACACUCAAGCAAGCUGAACACUCAAGCAAGCAGAACACUCAAGCAAGCGGAACACUCAAGCAAGCAGAACACUCAAGCAAGCAGAACACUCAAGCAAGCGGAACACUCAAGCAAGCAGAACACUCAAGCAAGCUGAACACUCAAGCAAGCAGAACACUCAAGCAAGCUGAACACUCAAGCAAGCAGAACACUCAAGCAAGCAGAACACUCAAGCAAGCUGAACACUCAAGCAAGCAGAACACUCAACAAGCAGAACACUCAAGCAAGCAGAACACUCAAGCAAGCAGAACAUCCAAGCAAGCAGAACACUCAAGCAAGCGGAACACUCAAGCAAGCGGAACACUCAAGCAAGCGGAACACUCAAGCAAGCAGAACACUCAAGCAAGCAGAACACCCAAGCAAGCAGAACACCCAAGCAAGCAGAACACUCAAGCAAGCAGAACACCCAAGCAAGCAGAACUCUCAAGCAAGCAGAACACUCAAGCAAGCAGAACACCCAAGCAAGGAGAACACCCAAGCAAGCAGAACUCCCAAGCAAGCAGAACACUCAAGCAAGCAGAACACUCAAAAGCCGCUACCGACCGCCUCGGUGCCUCUGGGGCUUCUUGUACGCCCGUGACGAAAGCCCGUAAGGGAUUUGGCACCCUGAGAACCGCCCAGGGAGGGAGGACGAUAGGGACCGCCCAUACCUACAACCACUCACCUAGAGAACCGCCCACCAAGAGAACCGCCCACCCAGAGAACCGCCUACCCAGAGAACCGCCUACCCAGAGAACUGCCCGCCCAGAGAACCGCCCACCAAGAGAACCGCCCACCCAGGGAACCGCCCACCAAGAGAACCGCCCACCCAGAGAACCGCCCACCCAGAGAACCGCCCACCCAGAGAACCGCCCACCCAGAGAACCGCCCACCCAGAGAACCCGCCCACCAAGAGAACCGCCCACCCAGAGAACUGCCCACCCAGAGAACCGCCCACCCAGAGAACCACCCACCAAGAGAACCGCCCACCCAGAGAACCGCCCACCCAGAGAACCGCCCACCCAGAGAACCGCCCACCAAGAGAACCGCUCACCCAGAGAACCGCCCACCCAGAGAACCGCCCACCAAGAGAACCGCCCACCCAGAGAACCGCCCCCCAGAGAACCGCCCACCCAGAGAACCGCCCACCAAGAGAACGCCCACCCAGAGAACCGCCCACCCAGAGAGGCCGCCCACCAAGAGAACCGCCCACCCAGAGAAACGCCCACCCAGAGACCCGCCCGCCCAGAGAACCGCCCACCCAGAGAACCGCCCACCCAGAGAACCGCCCACCCAGAGAACCGCCCACCAAGAGAACCGCCCACCAAGAGAACCGCCCACCAGAGAACCGCCCCACCAGAGAACCGCCCACCCAGAGAACCGCCACCAAGAGAACCGCCACCCCAAGAGAACCGCCCACCCAGAAACCGCCCACCAAGAGAUCCGCCCACCCAGAGAACCGCCCAUCCAGAGAUCCGCCCACCAAGAGAUCCGCCCACCAAGAGAACCGCCCACCAAGAGAUCCGCCCACCAAGAGAACCGCCCACCAAGAGAACCGCCCACCAAGAGAACCGCCCACCAAGAGAACCGCCUACCCAGAGAACCGCCCACCAAGAGAACCGCCCACCCAGAGAACCGCCCACCCAGAGAACCGCCCACCCAGAGAACCGCCCACUAAGAGAACCGCCUACCCAGAGAACCGCCCACCAAGAGAACCGCCCAGCCAGAAAACCGGCCAUCCAGAGAACCGCCUACCCAGAGAACCGCCUACCCAGAGAACCGCCCACCCAGAGAACCGCCCAUCCAGAGAACCGCCCACCCAGAGAACCGCCCACCCAGAGAUCCGCCCACCAAGAGAACCGCCCACCAAGAGAUCCGCCCACCCAGAGAACCGCCCACCCAGAGAACCGCCCACCCAGAGAACCGCCCAUCCAGAGAACCGCCCACCCAGAGAACCGCCCACCAAGAGAACCGCCCAUCCAGAGAACCGCCCACCCAGAGAACCGCCCACCAAGAGAACCGCCCACCAAGAGAACCGCCCACCAAGAGAACCGCCUACCCAGAGAACCGCCCACCAAGAGAACCGCCCACCCAGAGAACCGCCCACCCAGAGAACCGCCCACCAAGAGAAAACCGCCCACCAAGAGAACCGCCCACCAAGAGAACGCCCACCCAGGAACCGCCACCCAAGAGAAACCGCCCCCCAGAGAACCGCCCAUCCAGAGAACCGCCCACCAAGAGAACCACCCACCCAGAGAACCGCCCACCCAGAGAACCGCCCACCAAGAGAACCGCCCACCCACCCAGAACCGCCCACCAAGAGAACCGCCCACCAAGAGAACCGCCCACCCAGAGAACCGCCCACCAGAGAACCGCCCACAAAGAGAACCGCCCACCAAGAGAACCGCCCACCCAGAGAACCGCCCAUCCAGAGAACCGCCCACCAAGAGAACCGCCCACCAAGAGAACCGCCCACCAAGAGAACCGCCCACCAAGAGAACCGCCCACCAAGAGAACCGCCCACCCAGAGAACCGCCCACCAAGAGAACCGCCCACCAAGAGAACCGCCCACCCAGAGAACCACUCACCCAGAGAACCGCCCACCAAGAGAACCGCCCAUCCAGAGAACCGUCCUGGCAACGGCGUGGCGAGGGAAGGGACGCGCGGUUAACUUUGGUGGUCGGGGGAUUACGCAUAUCCCCUGAUGCAACAUUUGCAAUAUCCAAGAUGGGACAUAAUGCCAUGGACGUCAAUAAUGCAUACUUCUUCAUACCUCAAAAUUCUAAAAUUCGGCUGAUGAAGAAAUACACUUGCCAUUGA